This is a messenger RNA of Saccharomyces paradoxus, 273 nucleotides long. It is a transcript of the gene MCO10, whose product is annotated as Mco10p. Bases 1 to 273 code for a protein of 90 amino acids. Lineage: Eukaryota; Fungi; Ascomycota; Saccharomycetes; Saccharomycetales; Saccharomycetaceae. The record is from RefSeq and is a predicted model, not a curated record. Gene Ontology annotation, biological process: proton motive force-driven ATP synthesis. The transcript has a single exon.
AUGGGAGCUGCAUAUAAGGUAUUUGGAAAGACGGUUCAACCCCAUGUAUUGGCUAUAUCUACGUUUGUUGCUACCGCUGCAGUGACAUCUUACUUCACAAUGAAACCAAAAACUAAGAAUGAAUACAAGAGUAGUUCGCCUUUGGACCAACCAAAAAACGGCGAAAAUUCAAACUCCAAUGCUGAAGGAAAGGAUGAUGAUGUCAUAAAGAGUAUUGAAGGGUUUUUAAAUGAUUUGGAAAAAGAUACGAAGCUGGAUACAAAAGCAAACUGA